Messenger RNA from Gavia stellata (red-throated loon), 2532 nucleotides. RefSeq names its product COP1 E3 ubiquitin ligase (gene COP1). The record is from RefSeq and is a predicted model, not a curated record. Bases 1 to 2133 code for a protein of 710 amino acids. Gene Ontology annotation, molecular function: protein binding; ubiquitin protein ligase activity. The transcript is spliced from 20 exons. Gene Ontology annotation, biological process: proteasome-mediated ubiquitin-dependent protein catabolic process. NCBI's taxonomy places the organism in Eukaryota, Metazoa, Chordata, Aves, Gaviiformes, Gaviidae.
AUGUCGGGCAGCCGCCCGCCGCCGCACCCCGCCGCGCCGCCCGCCGCCACCCCGGCCUCCUCCUCUUCCUCCUCCUCCUCCUCCUCCUCGGCGGCCAUGGCGCCGGGCUCGUCCUCCUCAGGCGGCGCGGCGGCGCGGCCUGUGCUGGUGGCGGCCGCCGUGUCGGGCUCGGGCGCGGGGCUGGCCCGGCUGGCGGCGGCGGCGCGGCCCGGCGGCGGCGGCGGCUCCUCCGCGGGAGGCGGCGGUAGCGGCGCGGGCGGCGGCAGCAGGAAGAGGCCGCUGCUCACCCCGCUCUGCAACGGUCUCAUCAACUCCUACGAGGAUAAGAGCAACGACUUCGUCUGCCCCAUCUGUUUUGAUAUGAUUGAAGAAGCCUACAUGACGAAAUGUGGACACAGCUUCUGCUAUAAAUGUAUUCACCAGAGCUUGGAGGACAAUAACAGAUGUCCCAAAUGCAACUACGUUGUGGACAACAUAGAUCAUCUUUAUCCCAACUUCUUAGUCAAUGAACUUAUUCUUAAACAGAAGCAAAGAUCUGAGGAGAAAAGACUCAAACUGGACCAUUCAGUGAGUAGCACCAAUGGCCAUAGGUGGCAGAUAAUUCAAGAUUUGUUGGGAACUGAUCAAGACAAUCUUGACUUGGCCAAUGUCAACCUGAUGCUGGAGCUGCUGGUGCAAAAGAAGAAGCAGUUGGAAGCAGAGUCCCAUGCUGCCCAAUUGCAGAUCCUUAUGGAAUUUCUCAAAGUUGCCAGGAGAAACAAGCGAGAGCAAUUGGAGCAGAUCCAGAAGGAGCUAAGUGUUCUGGAAGAAGAUAUUAAACGAGUAGAGGAAAUGAGUGGCUUGUACUCCCCAGUCAGUGAGGACAGUACGGUGCCGCAGUUUGAGGCUCCCUCACCUUCACACAGUAGUAUUAUUGACUCCACGGAGUAUAGCCAGCCUCCAGGCUUCAGUGGCAGUUCUCAGACCAAAAAGCAGCCGUGGUAUAACAGCACACUAGCCUCACGACGCAAGCGGCUCACAGCUCAUUUUGAGGACCUAGAGCAGUGCUAUUUUUCCACCAGGAUGACACGUGUCUCGGAUGACAGCAGAACCACAAGCCAGCUGGAUGAGUUUCAGGAGUGUCUAUCCAAGUUCACGCGCUACAAUUCUGUCCGACCCCUGGCAACACUGUCUUACGCUAGUGACCUCUACAAUGGCUCCAGCAUAGUAUCCAGUAUUGAGUUCGACCGAGACUGUGACUACUUUGCCAUUGCUGGGGUGACAAAGAAGAUUAAAGUCUAUGAGUAUGGUACAGUCAUUCAGGAUGCGGUGGAUAUUCACUACCCGGAGAAUGAAAUGACCUGUAAUUCCAAAAUCAGCUGUAUCAGCUGGAGUAGUUACCACAAGAACCUGCUAGCCAGCAGCGACUAUGAAGGCACCGUCAUCCUUUGGGAUGGAUUCACGGGACAGAGGUCCAAGGUCUACCAGGAGCAUGAGAAAAGGUGCUGGAGUGUUGACUUUAACUUGAUGGACCCAAAGCUAUUGGCUUCAGGCUCUGAUGAUGCCAAAGUGAAGCUGUGGUCUACCAACUUGGACAACUCGGUAGCAAGCAUCGAGGCCAAGGCUAACGUGUGUUGUGUCAAAUUCAGCCCCUCUUCUAGGUAUCACCUAGCUUUUGGCUGUGCAGAUCACUGUGUUCACUACUACGAUCUUCGCAACACUAAGCAGCCCAUCAUGGUGUUCAAAGGGCAUCGCAAGGCAGUCUCCUACGCAAAAUUUGUGAGUGGGGAAGAAAUCGUCUCUGCGUCAACAGACAGUCAGCUGAAGCUGUGGAACGUAGGGAAGCCUCACUGCUUGCGCUCCUUCAAGGGUCACAUCAAUGAGAAGAAUUUCGUAGGGCUCGCAUCCAACGGAGACUACAUCGCCUGCGGAAGUGAAAAUAAUUCCCUCUACCUAUACUAUAAGGGCCUCUCAAAGACACUGCUGACGUUCAAGUUUGAUACAGUCAAAAGUGUCCUGGACAAGGACCGGAAAGAAGAUGACACAAAUGAGUUUGUGAGUGCUGUAUGCUGGAGGGCACUACCAGAUGGGGAGUCCAACGUGCUGAUUGCUGCUAACAGUCAGGGUACAAUUAAGGUACUGGAGCUGGUAUGAAGGGUUUUCUCUCAAGGCAUGAGGUACUUGGUCCUGCUGAUAUGCUACAGUAUUCAUCUGGGAUCCUCAGCAGGACAAGAAACCGAAACCACCUUGAUGUUCCUCCCUAAAACCAUCAUGUUUGGGUUUUUUUCCAUUUAUGGACUUUCUAGGACAUUUUGAGACACUGGAAACACCAGUGAACUGUCUGCCAUCAACAUUAACUCCACAGACUUUGCUGCUGCUGGUGGUGGUGGUAUGGUUGUCUAAUUUUUAUGAUAGGAAAACAAAUUCUUUUAAAUAAAAACAAAAAGGAAUAAUAAAAUUUAUUGAGCCACAAGCUGAAGCUGGAAGAUUCUCUCUUGUUGCAUACGGGAACAGAUUUACUUGGGAAGGGAGCUUACAGGACCACACAGGGCU